UUCAUAUCGGGAAGCACUAGUGCACCUAAAGCUGUUCUUCUGAUCUAUACUGCAAUUUGUUCCUGCCUAAGAUACCGUGGCAAAUCAUUGCAAAUUGGAGUAAAUAGUCCUGCUUAUCAGUAUGCCGCAUAUACAUUUGACAUGAGUAUCUACGGCACCUUCGCUACCCUCAAUCUCGAAGGGACUGUGUGCAUACCAUCCUGUCAUCCCCGGACCCAUCAAAUUGACGAAUUCGUGAAGACUCUUCGCGCCAACUGGGCCUUCUUUACGCCGACUCUCAUAAGUACACUCCACCCUAGCGAAAUCCCAGGUAUGCAGACUGUAUUUAUAAGCAGUGCAAUUGCCACGACCAAAAGGUUGACCUUUUGCUCCGGCUUCAAAAUAUUCUUAGCUAGCGAGCCG
This is a messenger RNA of Lindgomyces ingoldianus, 402 nucleotides long. RefSeq lists its product as uncharacterized. The transcript has a single exon. Gene Ontology annotation, biological process: secondary metabolite biosynthetic process; amino acid activation for nonribosomal peptide biosynthetic process. Gene Ontology annotation, molecular function: phosphopantetheine binding. NCBI's taxonomy places the organism in Eukaryota, Fungi, Ascomycota, Dothideomycetes, Pleosporales, Lindgomycetaceae. Gene Ontology annotation, cellular component: cytoplasm. The annotation marks the transcript as partial. The record is from RefSeq and is a predicted model, not a curated record.